UCGGAUCACCCGCCGGCCAGCCACUAUCGCAUCGUCGAUGGCUACCUGCUGCUUCACUCACGAGGCAAGGACUUACUAUGCGUCCCAAAUGACUGUCGCUUACGGACUCGUCUCCUCGGCGAGUACCACGACUCGAGACUCGCCGGCCACCUCAGAGUCAACCGUACGAUCGCAAGACUUCGGCAACGAUUCCGGUGGGCUGAUCUCAUUACCGACGUCACUCGGUAUUGCGACUCUUGCGAAGUUCGCCGACGAAGCAAACCCCGCAAUCGCAACCCCUACGGGCCACGAGAAGAAGAAGAAAACAAAUGAAUUGAGGUGCAGAUCGGGCGGAGGAAGGAAGGGGAGGAAGGAAGGAAGGAGGGAGGAGGGAGGAGGCCAGGCGGAGAACGGGCGAAGGAAGAAGGGAGGUCGGACGGAGAGAGGAAAGAGGGAGGGAGAAGCGCGGGUAGAGGGAGGAAUGGAGGAGGCAGGAGGUCAGGCGGAGUUUGGCCGGAGGAAGGAAGGGGAGGGAGGAGAGAUCGGGGCAGGUCGGAAGGAGGAGCAGGCGGGGAUCAGGCGGGGAUCGGGCGGAGAAAAGGAAGGCGAGGGAGAAAGGAAGGGGAGGGAGGAAGGAAGGACGGCGUGGUGCAAGGCGGACAUGGACACCGUUUUUGGUUGGACACCAGUAGAGCCAAUGGGACCCAUGUGUCCACCUUCGCUUGACCACACCAUUGGUGUGAUCACCCGAAGAAGCAGCAGCAUAUCGGCGGCGGCGGCGGCAAGUUUUGGUGUGCAUGCGCAGCCUGACUGCGGCGGAGAUGCGGGGGAGGCAACAGAACACCCCUGGCAUUUUUCACCGUUUGUGCACCCCUUACCUGCCCCGUCCUCCCUCCCUCCCUCUUAUUCGACAUUAUCCACGAGUGGUCUGGAAUCUGUGGACCUUGACUCCGGUGAAGGGGUGGCGGUCAGUAGAAAAGCGGGCCACCUUGCCGCUGCUUGCAGUUGACCCCGAUCGGACCCGACCGGACCCGACCGGCAGAUAGCUGCCUAGCUGCCUAGCUAUGGCGGAGUCGUUGUUGGGCGUGUUACUUGAUGUGGUGGAUUACGAAUGGAUGCGCGAUACACUGCCGGAUGAUGAUAUCCCACUGCCCGCAGGGGUCAUCCUGCCGUCCGAUGAUACGGAUGACAAC
Messenger RNA from Chara braunii, 1172 nucleotides. Lineage: Eukaryota; Viridiplantae; Streptophyta; Charophyceae; Charales; Characeae. The record is from the annotation of a GenBank genome assembly.